AUGGAUCUUCCUGACGAAAUGAUAAUUAAAAUUUGGAAUAAUCUUAAUAAUAUUGACGUACUCUAUUCUUUUGUUGGUGUUAAUAAACGAUUUGAUAAACUGGUACGAGCUCUUGUCUACACUCGUUCUAUACAAUUAGCAGAAAAAGACUCAAAAACCAAUAAAUAUUGUCCAUUACCUGAUUUAAUCAUAGAUCGAUAUUGUUUGGAUAUUUUACCUCAAAUACAUCAAUAUAUUGAAUGUCUCAUUCUCGAACCAUUUUCUAUAGAACGCAUUCUUCUUUCGACUAUGUAUCCUCGUUUACAUAAACUUAUUUUUACUAAAAUUAAUACAGAUUUUGUACUUCAUCAUUUCACUGAAGAGUCACCAUUAGUCAAUAUUUUUAAAAAUAAUAUUACACAUCUUAUUCUCACAAUCGAUAGAAAAGGAUCUACAUCAUCAUCCCGCAUUGAUUUACGUGAAAUAUUACUUCCACGUAUUUUUCAUACAUUUACAAAUCUUAUCGAACUUGAUUUUAAUCAAAAUAGUAUUGAAGGGCGUCCAUUAAUAUCUCUCUAUACAUUAUCUUCGAUGAUUUAUUAUUCAGCAAGUCUAGCUGGUUUAAGUAUUAGUGUAAAAUCAUUUAAUGAUUGUCUAUGCAUACUUGAUGGUCGUUUUUCUCAACUACAUAAAUUAUAUGUUAUAAUUGACCAAAUCAAUACUCCAUCAUUAUCUAUAGAAAAUUUGACUGCAGUAACUCACCUGAAAUGUUUCUCUUUAUGUUCAUAUUCGGAAACGAAUGAAUAUAAUAGUUAUAUAUUACCUCUAAUUCAUCAAAUGAUAUAUUUGGAAGAAUUAGAAUUAUGUCUUGAUGUUAGUCAUCGAUCAACAUUCAUUGAUGGUACUCAUUUAAAAAAUGAAAUACUCAUUUAUCUACCUCGACUUCAAAUAUUCAUGUUCAAUAUUAAGACACAUAGUAAAUCUAUGAGUAAUUAUAUGUAUAUGCAAUCAAACAAUGAUAUUUCUCGUACAUUUCUUAAUUGGCAAUAUGGUCGAGUCAAUUGUUAUAUAAGCCAUUAUCCAGAUAAUGCUGCUCAAUGUCAUAUCUUUUCACUUCCAUGCAAUAUGACUUAUAUAUAUAUGAUCAGUUAUGGUUUUCAAGGAGAUGUAUGCAAAAAUGUUCGAAUUUUAUAUCUUUCAGAUAGGGAGUAUCCAUUUAAACAUGAAUUUUUUCUUCGUAUUGCUCGUGCAUUUCCAUUUAUCACUCAUUUAACUGUUUUGAAUAAUAGAAUUAUCAAUAAUACCGACGAAAGCAAUGAUCAAUUGACUUCAGUUGUUGAAUUUCAUCAUCUUAUUUCUUUAUCAAUUCGUUUUCAACGUGCUAUUUACGUGGAACAAUUCUUAGUUGAUACUAAUACAUAUUUACCAAAUCUUAUUGAUCUUAAGAUUUCAUAUAAUAAUUUAGUAACUGUAACAAACAAUUUUACACGUGAUGUAACUCGUCGUAAUUGUUCCAACGUACAAAAUUUAUCAUUUACUAUACGCACAAUUACAGCACAUGCAAAGGAUUUUUAUUUAUAUUUUCCCUGUUUAAAAGAUAUUUGUUAA
This is a messenger RNA of Adineta steineri, 1587 nucleotides long. Lineage: Eukaryota; Metazoa; Rotifera; Eurotatoria; Adinetida; Adinetidae. The record is from the annotation of a GenBank genome assembly.